Molecule: messenger RNA, 2368 nt
Organism: Prosopis cineraria
Lineage: Eukaryota; Viridiplantae; Streptophyta; Magnoliopsida; Fabales; Fabaceae
Product: probable LRR receptor-like serine/threonine-protein kinase At1g63430
Biological process (GO): protein phosphorylation
Molecular function (GO): ATP binding; protein kinase activity; protein binding
Source: RefSeq, a predicted model, not a curated record
GUAAUUGUGUCUGCACAGUUUGGCGCUCAAUGCUUUCAAAGAAGCUAUUUAUGAAGAUCCAUUUCAAGUUCUGUCCAAUUGGAAUACAAUGGAUUCAAAUCCUUGUGACUGGAAUGGCGUUUCCUGCAAUCCGGUUGGAGACCAUGUUGUUAAGCUAAACAUUUCGAGAUCAUCAUUAAAGGGGUUUCUAGCACCAGAAUUGGGACGAAUCACGUACUUGGAAGAAUUGAUUUUGCAUGGCAAUAAACUGAUUGGAACAAUACCUAAAGAGUUGGGGAUGUUGAAAUCUCUUAAGGUCCUGGAUUUGGGGAUGAAUCGUCUAUUAGGACCAAUUCCUCCAGAGAUUGGAACUUCAACCCAAUUAAUGAAAAUAAAUUUGCAGUCCAACGGGUUGACUGGUAGACUGCCCCCAGAUCUUGGAAAUUUGAAAUACCUUCAAGAACUGAGGCUGGAUAGGAAUAAGCUUCAAGGACCUGUUCCUGCUGACAGCAGUUCCGAUUUUCCUUCAAAUAUGCGUGGCAUGUAUGCAUCAAAUGCGAAUUUAACUGGUUUCUGUCGUUCGUCUAAGUUAAAAGUUGCAGAUUUUUCCUAUAACUUCUUUGUUGGUAGCAUCCCAAAAUGCUUGGAAUAUCUUCCAAGGUCCAGCUUUCAAGGGAAUUGCCUCCAGAUCAAAGAUUCAAGGCAACGCCCUUCUAUGCAAUGUGCUGGUGCUUCACCUGCCAGGGGCCACCCCGUGAUCAACCGAAAGCACCGAUCAGCUGAUUAUUUAUCCAAGCGUCAAGGAGCACCAAAACCGGCUUGGCUUUUGGCUCUAGAAAUAGUGACAGGGACCACGGUUGGUUCUCUCUUUUUAGUUGCUGUCCUAACUGCUCUUCAAAGGUUUAACAGCAAAUCAUCUAUCAUUAUUCCUUGGAAGAAAUCUGCAAGUGAGAAGGAGCAGCGUAUGACAGUAUAUAUAGACUCUGAGAUGUUGAAAGAUGUAAGGAAGUAUAGCAGACAAGAGCUCGAAGUGGCUUGCGAAGAUUUCAGCAACAUCAUUGGGUCCUCGCCUGACAGUGUGGUAUACAAGGGCACCAUGAAUGGUGGGCCUGAAAUUGCCGUAAUUUCCCUCUGCAUUAAGGGAAAUUGGACAGGAUACCUCGAGCUCUAUUUUCAGCGGGAGGUGGCAGACUUGGCGAGGCUAAAUCAUGAGAAUAUAGGAAAACUACUAGGAUAUUGUAGACAGAGCACUCCAUUUACAAGGAUGCUGGUUUUUGAAUAUGCUUCAAAUGGGACGCUUUCUGAGCACAUACAUUAUGGAGAAGGAUGCCAGUUAUCAUGGACAAGGCGUAUGAAUAUUGCCAUUGGUAUUGCACGAGGUCUCAAAUAUCUGCACUCAGAAGUUGAGCCUCCAUUUACUAUACCGGAGCUUAAUUCUGGUUCUGUAUACCUAACAGAAGAUUUUGCCCCAAAGCUGGUUGAUUUUGAAAGCUGGAAGACAAUUUUGGAAAGAUCAGAAAGGAAUUCUGGUUCUGUUAGCAGCCAAGGUGCCGUUCGUGUUUUACGAAAUUCCAUCGAGGCACGCCAUCUUGAUACCCAAGGAAACAUAUAUGCUUUUGGGGUGCUCCUACUUGAGAUAAUCAGCGCAAGAUCUCCCAAUUGCAAGGACAAGAGUUACUUGGUGGCCUGGGCGAAGGACUAUCUUGAAAAUCCAGAAGAAAUGCCAUCUUUGGUGGAUCCGGAACUGAAACAUUUUAGGGACGAAGACCUUAAAGUGAUAUGUGAGGUAAUAAAUCUCUGUAUCAAUUCUGACCCCGCAAGGCGUCCAGGGAUGCAAGAGUUGUGUAGUAUUCUGGAGAGAAGAAUCGACACAUCCAUAACUUCGGAGCUCAAGGCAUCAUCUUUGGCUUGGGCCGAACUUGCACUCUCAUCUUGAAUCACUCAAUCAAAACUAACAUACUCCAAAGCAGAGGCAUACAUAAGUAUUUACUUUUCUGACUAAUUUCUCUUCCUUAUUUACUUGUAAAUGAUUGCUCAAAAAGGCAACGUAGAGGAUAAAAUCUCAUAGCACUGGGAGAUGAUUAGAAACGAAGAAAUUGGGAAAAGGGGAUGACUGUGCUGGACAACGAUUUCCCGUAUUGGUUCACAUCGAGCGUUUGUUAUUUGUAUUGGGCAAUUUAUUAAAUAGCGAGGGUUCGACCUGCAAUUUCCCUGUUCUUUCCAAUUUCAAGUGAGCUGCGAUUAAAGGGGAGUCCAAUGCUAUAUUUGUAAACUAGAUGUGCGGAGGUCGAGAUGAGUAGUAUAUAGUGCAUGUGAUUUGUAAAAGGUGCCGCUACCGCUAUUGAUGAUAUUGUAUAUUGAUUGAUGAUAUUGAUGAUUAUUUGUUAGA